Molecule: messenger RNA, 1630 nt
Organism: Lates calcarifer (barramundi perch)
Lineage: Eukaryota; Metazoa; Chordata; Actinopteri; Centropomidae
Gene: lpxn
Product: leupaxin
Exons: 9
Coding region: 244-1440 (398 amino acids)
Biological process (GO): muscle structure development; actin cytoskeleton organization
Cellular component (GO): Z disc; filamentous actin; stress fiber
Molecular function (GO): muscle alpha-actinin binding; actin binding
Source: RefSeq, a predicted model, not a curated record
GCUGGGAUCUCACUUAUGCUGUUAAGAAAUUGUUCUUGGUUUCCUCUCCACCAGGAAACAACAACAUCUCACAUUAAAUAUGGAUAUGCUUUGAGUCAGAAACAAACGAAAACAAACUUUUGUCAAAGGAAGUGACGGUUUGACCAGAUGUGAAAUUAGGCUUGGUUACCUUAGUAACUAACCAGCAAGCAUAAGAGACACACUCUCACUCAAGUAGGUUUUGUGUUGAGAGCAGGAACCAACAUGGAUGAGCUCGAUUUGCUGUUAGAAGAGCUUGCCUUAAAUUCAGCUGGUUCAGAGAGUGUCAAUGAAACCAGGAGGAAUGAUUCAACUAAUGAAGAGGUGCCAAGCACAGUCGGUUCUGGACUGAAAGGAAAAGCCACUGCCUCCUCAAAUGUCUACAGUGAUCUUCCAGCUCCUGUGGCAGCUUCCCUGCCCCCUGACUCACCCACUAAGGAGCUUGACUCCAUCUUGCAAGAUCUGAUGUGUUUGGGAGAAGGGGAUCCAGCGUCUUCAACAACCCCACCGCCACUUACACAAAAGCAGUCUGUGAGAAGGAAAACAGAAGGCGGGCAGCAGGAGAACAAGGAGAGCAGCAGCAGCAACAGCAGCACAGCAGGUUCAGAUACGAAGGCCACAACCACAAGCAAGAAAACAGAUACUAUAGACGACCUGCUAGGAGGGCUGAGCUCUGACCUGGAGAAGAUUGGCGUCCGCACCACAGCCAAGGGCCACUGUGCUUCCUGCAACAAAUGCAUUGUGGGAAAGAUGAUCACAGCACUGGGUGAAGUGUGGCACCCUGAACACUUUGUGUGUGUGGUUUGUAAGACUGAGCUGAGCAGCAGAGGCUUCUUUGAGAGAGAAGGGCAACCAUACUGUGACAAAGACUACCAUCACCUCUUUUCUCCUCGAUGUGCUUAUUGCAAGGGGCCCAUCAUUCAGAACAUCCUGACAGCCCUGGACCAGACCUGGCACCCCGAGCACUUCUUCUGUACACACUGUGGAGACCUGUUUGGACCUGAAGGCUUCCUAGAGAAGGAAGGGAAGCCGUACUGUUGCAAGGACUUCUACCACCUCUUUGCUCCAAAGUGCUCAGGCUGUGGGGAGUCAGUGAAGGAGAACUACCUGACUGCAGCCAAUGGCACCUGGCAUCCAGAGUGCUUCGUCUGCGCAGACUGUUUGAAGCCCUUCAUCGACGGCUGCUUCAUGGAGCUGGACGGUCGACCCCUCUGCUCGCUGCACUUCCACUCCAGGCAGGGCACCCUGUGCGGCGGCUGUGGCGAGCCAAUCACGGGCCGCUGCAUCUCCGCUCUUGAUCGCAAGUUUCACCCCGAGCACUUUGUGUGUGCCUUCUGUCUGCGGCAGCUCAGCCAAGGCGUCUUCAAGGAGCAGAAAGGAAAGCCGUACUGCUCGACUUGCUUUAAUAAACUCUUUGUCUGAGGCUUCCAGGACAAAAUGCAACGCAAACAAAUCAAAUGCUGCAUCGCUGCCAUUGCUGAGAUUAUAAUUUCGUCAUAAUGUGAAUGAUAAAUUAAAAUUAGGCAACUAUACUAUUCAUUACAGUACAUUACACUGCAAGACUGUUUUUGCAUUGGUACAGAUGAGCAAUAAACUUUUCACUUCUUCAGUA